CAUCCUUACAGGCUCAGUGAACACGUACAUAGCCUCUUCGUGACCUGUAUUACCCGAAUCGCCGUCGAACAUGGUACGUGCUUGUCGGUCGCUUCCGCAGACCUUCUAGGUCCAAUAUCCGUUUGGAGCGAUGCGACUGGGGCUGAUGUGCAUUUUGCUCUCUUCUGCACCGCCCUUGGAUUCCUGAAGGCUUCUCAAGACAUGUCAGCCGCUGCUCAGCAGCCAGAUCGUCCCUAUGCCAUAGUCCCGACCGCGCAUGCGGCCGCGACCUCCACCUCCACCUCCGAGACCUCGCACCCGGUGCAUAAGGGUAUACACGAUACCAUGCGCUAUGGUCCUCGUUCACUAGCAUUCGAGACUGCCUCCAACUCUUCUGGAGCAGGUGGAGGAGUACACCCGUUGCAGAACAGGCUUGAGCAGUGGGAUGAGACGAGAGAUCGAUUGAACCUGAAUUUGCAGAGGAACAUGUAUGGCCUCGGAGCGCCGCUACGGCUGCUGAUGGACAGGCGAAUCGCAUCUUACAACCCACACUUUCCGUCGCGGCAGGUGUCUAACUUUCAUCUGGACAUUCUAAACGGGAGAGACGAGAGCAUCGAGCCAGUCGACUUCCUGCCUUCUGAGAUUGGCUCAGAGAUUGUCGACAUCCACGCACAAAUGGAAAAGAAGCACAAGAUCUAGCCCGAGCAUGUACUCGAUGCAUGCAUUUGUAUUUGUAGCAAAUCCUCAAUAGCAGACCCGCAAUCUGGAGCGAUGGAUACUGUCUUAUGCAUGAGUAUGGCAUCAUAACUCAAAAGGCUCAAUCAUACAACACAUCAAUCAGCACCG
This is a messenger RNA of Tilletiaria anomala UBC 951, 825 nucleotides long. RefSeq names its product proteasome maturation factor UMP1. The transcript is spliced from 3 exons. The coding region runs from base 202 to 678 and encodes 158 amino acids. Gene Ontology annotation, biological process: proteasome assembly. Gene Ontology annotation, cellular component: cytoplasm; nucleus. The record is from RefSeq and is a predicted model, not a curated record. NCBI's taxonomy places the organism in Eukaryota, Fungi, Basidiomycota, Exobasidiomycetes, Georgefischeriales, Tilletiariaceae.